GAAUCUCUGCUGUGACUGCACAGCGGCACCGAUCGACAUAAAAAUGAGAAAUCCCCUUGAAUCGCGAGACAAGAUGGAGUAUAGAGGCAUCCGAUGAGUGGGGUCUGUGCACUUUCAUUGGUGACCAGCCAGAAAGUACAGGGAAAGACAGGUGAGGCGCACCAGGGCAGUCGUAAAAGUCGAACGGAUGGGCGUGCGACGAGGUUGUGUCCAACGCGCGUAUUCCUCAGUGCCGUAGUGUCAAACUGUUCAUUAUCAUCGUGAGCAAAUCUUCCUGGUCCUCACCUGCGGUCCAACACGGCUAUUCUCUGCAUAAGUGUUCGUCAAAGGAAGAAUUAUAUUUUUCUGUGACGGUGGGAGAAAAAUAAAUCGUCUCACUACCUCAGCGCAUGGAGUUGUUUUGGUGUUGUGUUCAUCCACUGUGACGAUAUCAACACGCAAAUUAGAAAAAAUGCUCUAACAGAGGGAGGAAAGAUAAUUUUUCAUUGAGAGAAUUGAGGACACGAAGGAGAGCAGAAAUUAAUUCUGAAGAAGUGGAAUAAAAAUAAGAAGAAUAAAAUGACGACCAAGGACGAUCCACAAGCAGAGAGGAUAAGAAAAAUGUUUAGUUGGAGUAGUGGGUUAACGAGUGACACUCUAGGAGUCGGUACAGCCAACUCCAACUCAAUUAGCACAAUGCAAAAUCCAGAAACCAUAAUGGAGAACAAUAUAAUAAGUCAGAGCACAGUGUUAGCUACCCCUGGUUUAAACAAUGCCGCCUGGAAUCGUCAGCAGGCUGUCAGUGUGCGACAUGCAUUUAAAACAUAUGGUAGUAGCAAAAAUCCAAAUCACGUACUACAGAAUCUCAGCAUGACAGUCGCCAAAGGAUCAAUAUACGGUCUUCUCGGUGCUAGCGGCUGCGGAAAAACCACUCUGUUGUCAUGUUUGGUGGGACGAAGACGACUCAAUUCUGGUGAAAUUUGGGUGCUUGGGGGUAAGCCCGGCACCAAGGGCUCUGGAGUCCCUGGGAAAAGGGUAGGGUAUAUGCCACAGGAAAUUGCCCUUUAUGGCGAAUUUACUAUUCGAGAGACCAUGAUGUAUUUUGGAUGGAUUUUUGGAAUGGAGACACCUGAGAUCGUCGAGAGGUUGAGGUUUUUAUUACAAUUUUUGGAUCUGCCUUCACAGAACAGAAUGGUUAAAAAUCUCAGUGGAGGACAACAAAGACGAGUAUCCUUUGCUGUGGCCCUCAUGCACGAUCCAGAGCUUCUCAUUCUCGAUGAGCCCACCGUUGGUGUGGAUCCCCUUCUCAGACAGAGUAUCUGGAAUCAUUUGGUACAAAUUACGAAGGACGGAAACAAAACUGUCAUCAUUACAACUCAUUAUAUCGAGGAAGCGAGACAAGCGCAUACGAUUGGACUCAUGAGAAGUGGAAGAUUACUUGCCGAGGAGUCACCUAGGGCACUUCUGACGAUGUAUAAUUGUCCAUCUCUUGAGGAAGUGUUCUUGAAAUUGUCAAGGAAACAGACUAAUAAUCAACCUAAUACAGAGUUCAAUAUUUCGAAUAAUAUUAGUUUGCCAAACCAAGAAACCGAGUCCGCGCCGGAGAACGAGGCAUCAUUGAACUGGGGAAAGAAGGACGAGCCGGUUUACGUUACAGAAGAGUCUGGCGUUGUCGGCCUCAACUUCCAUCAGAGCAAAGAAGUCCUCAUCCAUGACACAACAAAUGGUAUUGGCAGUCAUUAUGACUUGAAUGGCAAGCCGCUCCCAGGAGUCAGAGAGACCGCGACAGUCGAGUGCGAUGACUGCAACUUUCCGGGAUGUCUCGCUGAUAUCACUAGCACAGGAAAAAUAAAGGCACUCCUUCAAAAGAACUUCCUCAGAAUGUGGAGGAAUGUAGGGGUGAUGUUAUUCAUAUUCGCUUUACCAGUAAUGCAAGUCAUUCUCUUCUGUCUGGCUAUCGGAAGAGAUCCAACUGGUUUAAAACUCGCAAUAGUCAAUCAUGAGAUGGAUUGGGAUACAAAGUAUUGUCCAGUGUACUCAAAUUGUAGUUUCACCCAUCUUAGCUGUCGAUAUCUCAAUUUUUUGGACGGUGAAACAAUGGAAACCGAGUAUUUCCGGACAAAAGAUGAGGCUCUGAAUGCAGUGGAGAGAGGAAGGGCGUGGGGAACUCUCUAUUUUACAGAAAAUUUUACGGACGCUUUGUCCGCUAGAAUGAUUUUAGGAAGAGAUGCCGAUGAGGAAACGUUAGAACAGAGUGAAAUCAAGGUUUGGCUCGAUAUGUCCAACCAACAGAUCGGUCUAAUGUUGGCUAGAGAUUUGCAGUAUAGCUACAGAGAUUUUGCCAAGGAUCUUUUAGGUGCUUGUGAACAAAAUACUGCACUUGCUGAUGUGCCGAUACAGUUUUUGAAGCCCAUCUAUGGCUCUAAUGAUCCUAGCUUCACAGACUUCGUUGCGCCUGGUGUUAUUCUAACAAUCGUGUUCUUCUUAGCCGUUGCUCUCACCUCUUCUGCUCUGAUCAUUGAACGAAUGGAGGGUUUACUGGACAGAAGUUGGGUGGCAGGUGUUUCGCCAGGAGAAAUUCUCUUCUCCCACGUAAUUACCCAAUUUAUUGUCAUGUGCGGUCAGACAGCUCUGGUGCUCAUCUUUAUGAUUCUGGUCUUUGGGGUCCAGUGCAAUGGUGACAUCGGUUGGGUCAUUCUGCUCACUAUUCUCCAGGGCCUUUGCGGCAUGUGCUUCGGAUUUGUCAUAUCUGCUAUCUGCGAACUCGAGAGGAAUGCCAUUCAGCUCGCUUUGGGGAGCUUUUAUCCUACACUUUUGCUUAGCGGUGUCAUCUGGCCAGUGGAAGGGAUGCCCACGGCCCUCCGCUAUAUUUCCCAAGGUCUUCCCCUAACAAUGGCAACAACCUCCCUCCGAUCGAUGCUCACUCGGGGUUGGACCAUAAACGAACCAGAUGUAUACAAUGGUUUUAUAUCGACCAUUAUCUGGAUCGCUGUGUUUCUAACGAUAAGCAUGCUGGUUUUAAAGUUUAAACGAGGAUAACGAUAAAGCCCGAAUCCCACAGGACCAUCAUUGUCCAUGUACAGAAUUUAUUUUUAAUAUAAAAAAACUAAGAAAAAGAAAAAUACGGGCAAAUUGGAGACUCAAAUUGAGGAGUGUAAAUCCUCAAUGAAACAUUCCUCAGGCGAAAUCAGGGAAUUUCGUAAUUUUAUGUAAUGACAGUUGGUGCUUCAAGUUGAAGAGUCAAGGAUGAUUUUUGAACGUCUCUUGUGGUCGCUAGUUAAUUUCAAACUCAAUAUUCAUUACCAAUAUAAUAAUAAUGGAUCACGUUGUUAAAAGUUAAUUUUGUGGGAACAAUUAAUGACAAACAUUGUCAGUUAUCAUUAUUAUCAUUUGGUAGAUUGAACUGAUUGAGUUUAUAAUAUCUCAAAAAUGUACAGAAGACUCUGGGAUUUUGUAAUGAAUUUUUAAUUUCAUUCGACGUUCAUUGUAGCAAUUGCUCAGAUGAAAUUUUCGAUUCGGAAAUUAUUCUUGUGAGAUUUUUGUUGUAUAUGUCAUUCAUUAUUUGGGGAACUAGUGCAUAUGAAUUGAGAUUCCUCUUUCAUUCAUUGGGACAUUUUUUAAUGAUUGAAAUUGAUAUUUCUUCGAGUAUCCCGUGUAAUAUCCAAAUUAUCGGUGUUUAUUUCUCGAGAAUUUUCAUGUUGCACGAGAUAAAUUGGGCUUAACUCAGUUAUAAACUGGUAAAGAAGAUCAAGUCAAGCCUUAUCAUCGUGUCAAGUUAGAGAUGGAGGAUAAAAUCUGUUUCAUGAGGUAGAAUAAUUUCUACUAGGAAACACACUGCAGAAUGGUCUCUUUCACUCUACAUCUUAUUUAAAUUUUCACAGAAAUUCAAAAUUUAUUUUGUCAAUAUUUGGAUAAUCGUAGAAUGAACAAAGAUCGUUUGGCAAAAUUUGAAUUCCACCUGUUUUCGCUCAGAAAUCUGCAAUCGUUGUUAAUUUAUCAAUUAUUUCAAGAAUAGCUGGCUUUAGAGUAAAACGUUUUAAAAGUUUUCAUUAAAACAAGGAAAAUUUAUUAAUGGAAAACGUCUGUCGAUAACGUCUGUUCCUCUAGCAGUUCCUUGUUAACGAGGCAUUUUCAUAAUUAUGCAAAUAUGUUGCAUGAAAUUGAAUCGUUUUAUUAAUUCACUAAUGGAUUAAGUUUUAAGUGGGAAGUUUAUUGCUCAGGACAAUUGGUCCGUGACUCGGUUGAUCCUUUGUUAUUAUUUUUCAUGAUUUUUUCAGUACUCGUGGUGUAAUUCUUCACAAAAGAUAUAAAAGAGAACUGUAAUUAGUAUUUUUUUUAUAAUUAUAAGAUAGGCGUUAGGUGGUAGCUUAGGACAAUUCUACUUGCCCAUGACUUAAAUGUACGUUUAUUUAAAUUGUAGUGAUGAUUGAAGAUUAUAUGGGAACAUGUUUUGAAAUGAUUGAAUUGAAAAUAUUGAGAUAUAUUUGAAAAAGCACCGUUGUGAUUCUUGUAUAAAUUUUCAUUUGAAAUAUAUUGCGUGCAGAGAUACGAGAGAUUAAUGGUUCAUGGAGAGAUUAGACGGUAUUGUGCUUCGGAUUCAAGCCAAGAAAUAUUUUCUUCAAUUUUGGCCUUCCAGUAAUCUGAAAAGAAUUAGAAAAAUAUUUGUAAUUUCAAAAAAAAAACUCUCUUGGAUGAAAGAGAAUGAAGACAAAUGAAGAACAAAAACCAUUUUUAAGGUUGAAUUUUUUUAACAAAAUUAUCGUAGAAUUCAAUCGGGCUAAAGCAAUAAUUUUAAUGUGAAAUUUUCCCACAUUCCUGAAAAUAUUACUGUGUUAGUACUUAAAUUUCACUAAUUGUACCAUGUGUAAAUGAGCGAAUGCGCCAAUUCUGUGUAUAUAAACAAUUUUCUCCAUA
Diachasmimorpha longicaudata is the source of this 4893-nucleotide messenger RNA. RefSeq names its product ABC transporter G family member 20 (gene snu). The coding region runs from base 559 to 3018 and encodes 819 amino acids. Gene Ontology annotation, molecular function: ATP binding; ATP hydrolysis activity; ABC-type transporter activity. The record is from RefSeq and is a predicted model, not a curated record. The transcript has 14 exons. Lineage: Eukaryota; Metazoa; Arthropoda; Insecta; Hymenoptera; Braconidae. Gene Ontology annotation, cellular component: membrane.